CUCGGACCUGGCUGCGAAGGAAGAGGUCCCGAACGAUUGAUGCCCUUCGAUCAAGACGAUUCCCCGUCUCGACCACCCAUUCAUCGAUUAGUCAAGCAAGUGCUUGUCUGUGACCGACUGUUCCUCUUCAUGUAUAGAUAGCGCUUAUCAAUCAUGUCUCAAACAAUAGGCAAGACCCGUCUUGCCUACUCUCGCACAUGGCACCACAUCGAUGUCGGCAGUGACACUCGCUCACUAGGACGACUCGCUACCUCGAUCGCUGUCUUUCUCAUGGGCAAACACAAACCGAUUUGGGAUCCUUCCACCGAUUGCGGCGACUACGUGGUGGCUACGGGAUGCCACAAUAUCCAUGUUACGGGGAAAAAGAGACUACAAAAGCAAUACUACACCCACAACACGCGUCCUGGCAGCCUCAAGCAGAUGAGUAUGGAUCGGAUGAUCGAGAAAUGGGGCGGAGGCGAGGUAUUGAAGCGAGCCGUGCGAGGGAUGCUUCCCAAGAACCGGCUACGGGACAAGAGGCUUGCCCGAUUAAAAGUCUUCGAAGGCUCAGCACACCCUUACAAGCCGAACAUUGUCAAAUUCGCUGGCAAACCUCAUUCGUCCGGACCGGUCACGCAGGCAAUCGAAGCCUCCAAAGCGUCUGCGAGCGUUUCAUGAAACCUUUUUCUUUACUGCACUGGCGUCGGAAGCGGAAACCACUCAAUCGCGGAGUUGAGCAAGGAAGAAAUGUAUAAAAACUACCAUUUGGGUGUAUAUCUACAAAAAAGAUGUUAGAUGGACAUUAAUCCGAGAACUCCAGCAAAGAUCAUAACCCCCUCCUACAUCCGCUGACCUCGCCAAAAAAUCAUCGUGUCACGGUACAUUUGAUCAGACCAUUGGGGUCCGUUUGAGGCGCAUACACUUCGGCAUCCUUGCCAGUGUUCUUGAGACCAUUAUGCCAGCUCAGAUCGAUUUCGAAAUAAUGUUUGUUCGGCAGAGAAUAGUCGACGGCCUGGACGCGCGGUUGCGCAGCCAGGAUCUGCUCGCACAUUUUGUACAUUGUGUUUUGGACGCUGGGGCUCUCUUCGAGGGCGAAGAGACGGAAAGUGAUAUCUCUGGCUUUGGACCAGGUAUCGUCAAAGAGGGCUACGUCCUUUUUGACAGCAUUGAGGUCACCGAACGUGAACCACUUCCAGCCGGCGUCGACCGAGGUACUAAGGAUACGGUCAUAUACCUCGGGCAGGGUGGUGAACUCGUCGCGGAUGAAAUGAUGGAACUCGGAGCCCGUGCUUUUUAGGACCAAAAGGUCGGAAAUGCCAGACCUGAUUUCAAUUCCUUUGCCUUCAAUGAUAUCCGCUGUGACCAGUCUCUUUUCCUCGCCGUCGCGGUAGAAUGAGUGCGGGUGCGGUUUCCCGUCGACGGUCAUUCGGGUCCAUCGGUGCUGGAUGAUGUCGAUAUGUGCGGUGUGGAUGUGCUUGUAUUUCUCGACGAAGUGAGUCCCCAAAAUGGAUGCGAAUAGUUCCGGAGGAUGCACCGGGUGCUGCUUGGCCAUGAUGUAGGUUGUGUUCUUCAUUGAGUCGGUUGCGACGACUACGCUGUUGUCUGCUUGGGUGUAUCUGUAGACGAAUUGUCAGUUUGUACUAGGAGGAGGAGUAGUGAUAAUGGUGGUGGUGGUGGUGGUGGUGGUGCUCUUCUGGCUUACGAUGUCUCAAUAUCCCCCUCCAGCAACACGCGCACCGUCAUCUCGUACACAGUGUGCGUUUUGGUAGCUUCGUCCUUUUCCACUUUGUAUAGUCGGAUGUUGUCCUUGCCAUAACGGGCCG
Messenger RNA from Exophiala dermatitidis NIH/UT8656, 1802 nucleotides. RefSeq names its product 50S ribosomal protein L13. Gene Ontology annotation, biological process: translation; negative regulation of translation. Bases 154 to 657 code for a protein of 167 amino acids. The record is from RefSeq and is a predicted model, not a curated record. Gene Ontology annotation, cellular component: mitochondrial large ribosomal subunit; ribosome. The transcript has 2 exons. Gene Ontology annotation, molecular function: structural constituent of ribosome; mRNA binding. Lineage: Eukaryota; Fungi; Ascomycota; Eurotiomycetes; Chaetothyriales; Herpotrichiellaceae.